GACAUGUCGGAGAUAAUUGGCUUAGACUUGACGCCCAGCCAAGCUGGUGUGGCGGUAACGGGAGUGACUGCUGCCAUAUAUGUCAUCUUAAACAGAGUUAACAACAUGAAGCUUAAAGCCUUGCAAUCUAACCAAGCCGUUGUCUGCAUCUCGGAUAAAUCAACUGGGAAAGAGAGAAAAGUAGCAGUGGAUCAGAAGUUUUUCGCCAGUCUUGUCAAGCUGUACAAAGUGUGCUGCCCUGGAGUUUUUUGCAAAGAGUUCGGUCUGACCCUCUCAGUAGCAGGCUCUCUUAUAGCAAGGACAUGGCUAGACAUCCUGAGCAUAGAUAACGCAACCAGAAUUGAAAGUGCCAUCGUGGCGAUGGACCAAGAACUUUUCCGAAAACACAUCACAUUCUUCAUUACCCUUAUGCCUUUCCUGGCAAUCACCAACAACGUGCUAAAGUAUUCUCUCAGUUCGCUCCAACUUGCCUUCAGAGUCAGACUCACAAAGUACCUUUACGACCUCUAUCUCCAAAAACUGGUGUAUUACAAGAUGGGAAAUCUCGACGGAAGGAUAGCUAAUGCGGACCAACUGCUCACUCAAGACGUGGAGAAGUUCUCACAGACCAUCACAGAUCUCUACUCCAACAUCAGCAAACCAAUCCUUGACAUUGCCAUCUACGCCACGAAAUUGACGAGGGUACUAGGGGCGCACACUCCAUUGGCCAUGAUAGGCUACAUGUUGUUGAGUGGGGGAGUGUUGACUAGACUGAGGAAGCCGGUGAGUAAGAUGACGGUGGAGGAACAGAGACUCGAAGGAGAGUACAGAUUCGUCAAUUCAAGACUCAUAACUUACAGUGAAGAAAUUGCAUUCUACGAAGGCAGCUCUUUUGAAAAGAUGACGAUCGAGAAAGUGUUCAACAAAUUGGUGACUCAUUUGAAGAGCAUGAUUCUGUUUCGCUUCAGUAUGGGUUAUCUGGACAACAUCGUCGCCAAGUAUGUGGCGACGUUGGUGGGCUUCUACAUAGUGAGUCGACCCUUUUUGGCAUCUAAAUCCCGCUUCCAGGAGUUCUCACACAGUGCCAGACUGGAAGACUACUACAAGAGUGGUAGGAUGUUGCUGAAGAUGGCGGAGGCUAUGGGCCGGGUGGCACUCGCAGGUAGAGAGUUGAGUCGUCUGGCAGGACUCACAAGUAGAGUGUGCGAACUCACUGAAGUGCUGGAGGACCUGAAAUCAGACAAGUUUGUCAGACAGCAAGUGGCUUCUUCGAACACAUCAGCGCCAGCCUCGAAGGAUUUGUCUCCAGAUGCCAAAAAACUAGCUGGUACAGAAAACAAUGACGAAGAGGGACAGGAGCUGACACUGGCCAGUUUUGGUCUCACUUUACAAAGCAGAGGACACACGAUCAUAUCUGAUGGACACAUCAAGUUCGACAAUGUGCCUUUAAUUGCGCCGAAUGGAAGUGUGUUGAUAGAGUCGCUCAACUUCGAAGUGAGACAUGGCCAAAAUGUACUUGUGAGGGGAUCCAACGGAUGUGGCAAGAGUUCCCUGUUUCGGGUGCUAGGGGGACUGUGGCCGGUGUUUUCUGGCACAGUGAUUAAGCCAGUCAGACGGAACUUGUUUUACAUUCCACAGAAGCCGUACAUGACUUUGGGCACCUUCAGAGACCAGCUGAUUUAUCCUGACUCACAUGAAGACAUGCGAAGAAAGCACGUGAAGGAUGCAGACUUAGAAGUCAUCAUCGAACAGGCGAAUCUGACGAGAGUGUUGCAGACUCACGGGUGGAACAAAUUGGCCGAGUGGAUAGAUGUACUCAGUGGGGGAGAGAAGCAGCGCAUGGCUAUGGCCCGUCUCUUCUACCACAGACCACAGUGGGCCAUUCUGGACGAGUGUUCUAGCCAGAUCUCGGUGGACACCGAGUGCCAGCUGUACGAUGUAUGUGCCCAGAAGGGCAUCUCCCUCAUCACUGUAUCACACAGGGACACUCUAUGGCAACACCAUCAGAAGUGCCUGAAAUUCACAGACGACAGACAAGUGCGACUGCUCGACGUUGUAGACGGAACAGAACCUCAGAUGUGACCAACGAAUUCCAUAGACUUGAUCCUGUCAAUCAAACGAACGCCAGCUGAAAGAAUACUUGAACGAAAAUCUUACGAUAAUUGAUUGAGUCAUCAUUAUAAUAUUGUACUUUUUACCACAAAAACCUGAUCAUUCGUCCAAAUCACCGAAUAUUUAAUAUUCAACGCUGAAGCUGAUAUAUCUAUUGUCUAUAUAGAUAGAUAGUAAAUUUAAAAUGAAAUUUAUAUAU
Symsagittifera roscoffensis is the source of this 2290-nucleotide messenger RNA. Its product is annotated as ATP-binding cassette sub-family D member 3-like. NCBI's taxonomy places the organism in Eukaryota, Metazoa, Xenacoelomorpha, Acoela, Convolutidae. Gene Ontology annotation, cellular component: peroxisomal membrane. Gene Ontology annotation, biological process: fatty acid beta-oxidation; long-chain fatty acid import into peroxisome; peroxisome organization. The transcript is spliced from 18 exons. Bases 4 to 2061 code for a protein of 685 amino acids. Gene Ontology annotation, molecular function: ABC-type transporter activity; ATP hydrolysis activity; long-chain fatty acid transmembrane transporter activity. The record is from RefSeq and is a predicted model, not a curated record.